Pseudozyma hubeiensis SY62 is the source of this 522-nucleotide messenger RNA. RefSeq names its product chromodomain helicase. The record is from RefSeq and is a predicted model, not a curated record. The coding region runs from base 1 to 522 and encodes 173 amino acids. NCBI's taxonomy places the organism in Eukaryota, Fungi, Basidiomycota, Ustilaginomycetes, Ustilaginales, Ustilaginaceae. The transcript has 2 exons.
AUGAAAUCGGGGAAUGCGCACUCUGCCUGGCCAGUUGAAGAGCGAAAACAGAUCGGAUCUACUGUUCGGGACUGCGUUAUGCAGUUCUACACCACCAUUGAUCACUUCCACCAUCAACGGGAUUCAAGACCAGCAGCGCGAGACAUCGAUAGAAGUGUCAGCAAGAACGACCAGCACGUCGCACACCGGAAGGGCCGCGACGACCAAGAGUAUCAGCGUGACUGUCAGCAUAGACUCCCUCGGACAGCGUCGGUCUUGAGACAUGAGGACGUAUCACUGAAACGGCACGGUAGAUACGAAUUCCCUCUACAACAGUCCUACGACGCUCGGUGCUACGCCCGAGACUGUUCCUCAUUGCAGUUCAAACCCUUCGGCUCGCACCCGAAAGAGCGCUCCAAUUACCAUCACACCAGAAGCAGCUCGGAUCACUUCCGAUCGCAUCGACUCAUCCUUGGUCCCAAGCUCAGCUUCUUCUUUCGCGUCGGACACAAUGUCCGCUCAACCGUGGCCUUCCUCCGCUGA